Coregonus clupeaformis (lake whitefish) is the source of this 2025-nucleotide messenger RNA. RefSeq names its product caspase-8. Gene Ontology annotation, biological process: negative regulation of extrinsic apoptotic signaling pathway via death domain receptors; proteolysis. The record is from RefSeq and is a predicted model, not a curated record. Gene Ontology annotation, molecular function: protein binding; cysteine-type endopeptidase activity. The transcript has 12 exons. Bases 214 to 1713 code for a protein of 499 amino acids. Lineage: Eukaryota; Metazoa; Chordata; Actinopteri; Salmoniformes; Salmonidae.
CUUCCUGAUUCCAAUCAUAAAACAGUAGAGAAGAAGUAGAACCGAAAGAAACGGGACAGCUCGAAGAGUGAGUCGUGUCUUCUCUCAGUGGCGUCUCAUUAACUGACUACGUAGUUUCAUUAGUAGAAGAAGCCGGGGGAAAAUACUAGCUCAGCCGACCCAAGCCCUGUGCAAGUGGAUGUUGCUGUCUGGUCGGGGGAUCCAGUGUGUGUGAUGGACCUGCACCUGCUGUCCCGUAUUGAUGAGGAGCUGGACUCCUCUGAGGUGGCUGCCCUGUGCUUCCUGUGCAGAGAUGUGCUCAACAGGAAACGCCUGGAGACGGUGCAGGAUGGGCGUGACCUGUUCCUGAGGUUGCAGGAGAAAAGCCUGCUGGAGGACCACUACUUCCUGUCCCAACUCCUCAAUGUCAUUGGUCGACUGGACCUGCUCCGCCUCCUGGAGACGGACAGCAGACAGCCGGAGCAAACGGCCCACACCCAGACAGACGCAUGCCCUGCCCUCUCACAGUACAGGAGGAUGUUGUAUAAAGUCUCAGAAGAUGUAACUCAGGAGAAUCUCACCAAGAUUAAGUUUUUGCUGAGCAACAAACUGCCCAGAGGACGACUGGAUCUCUGCACUACCGCCCUGGAGGUGCUGUGUGAGAUGGAGAGGCAGGGGCUGCUGACAGAGGACAGACUGGACGAGCUACAGAUGACACUGGAGGAGUGUGAUACACAGCUGGCCCACACAGUACGGCAGCAUAGAGGAGCAAGGGGCAGUCUGUCACGGCAGGAGUACACUGUUCAGCCAAUCAGCAACCAGGAACAGCAACCAAGCACCUCCCACUGCUUCAGCAUGGAGCAGAGGGCCCCCAGCCCCCCUCUGUUACUACAGAGCCUGUCUAUAUCAGAGACACAGCCCAGCCGUGAGCGUGGGCAAAGCGUGAGUGUGUACUCAGAUUCAGGGAUGGAACCUCAGCCUGGGUCUGGGCCUGACCAGAUGGAGCGCUAUUCCAUGACCCAUAAACCUCGGGGGACCUGCUUAAUCAUCAAUAACCACCACUUCAUAAGAUUUUCAGAUCUGACAGACAGAACCGGAACUGAGCAGGACGAGAAGGCUCUGCAUACGGUGUUCUCCAAUUUGGGGUUUAAGGUGGAAGUGGGUAGCGACAUGACAAAGAAGACCAUGUUGGAGGCAGUACAGGAGCUUGGAAUGCGGAGUCACUUACAGGCAGACGCUCUGGUGGUGUGUGUGCUGUCCCAUGGGGAGAAGGGGUGUGUGUUUGGAACAGAUGGAGAGGAGGUGCCCAUUCGCUCCCUCACACAACCCUUCACCAGCGAGCAGUGCCCUUCUCUGGUUGGCAAACCCAAACUGUUCUUCAUCCAGGCCUGCCAAGGGAAGGGCUUCCAGCGAGGGUCACCAUUACCCCCCCCCAGUAGGCGACAGGGGCAGUAUGAGGCAGACGCCACCGAAUCCGUCCCCUGCUAUGCAGACUUCCUGAUCGGUAUGGCAACAGUGGAAGAGUGCAAGUCAUUCCGAAACACUAAGGAUGGUUCCAUCUACAUCCAGGAGCUCUGCAAACAGCUGGAGUGGGGAGCGGACAGUGGGGAGGAUAUGCUGUCGGUGCUGACGCGUGUGAAUCGUGAGGUCAGCAGAGGCGUGUUUAAAGACUCCAAACAGAUGCCCGAGCCCAAGUACACCCUCACCAAGAAACUCUUCCUCUCCUACCUCUGAAAAACCUCUGGUUGGCUGACUUAAACCGUCAAAUCUUGUCCCGCCUUCUGGACUAAGACACUUCAGAAUGGCUGUCAUGUCUUAACAGUAAUCUAUCAUUCUCAGGAACCCUACCACAGCUUCCUCUGCCUUGGCCAAACUCCCAUAAGACAGUGUGUUGAACAUUAGUUGGCAUGUCUGUUUUCCUGAAAGAUGUUUUAAGCUCAUGAGAUUAAUAACUUUUUCCAUUAAAUGCUGGCAAUUGAGGAAUGUUUACUUUAUCUGUGGAGCAGAACUAUAAUACAUGUGUAUUCUAUCACUGCUGGUUCUGGA